AUGGAGGAUGCAGACAAUUCGUCAACUUACAUAGAAAGCACGGUUGUGGAACUGGAGGACUGGAUGAAUAUAUCGGAUGCCAAUUAUGAUAUGGAAUUGUUAGAAUCAACGGUAAUAGACUCAACAAUGUUCGAUUCAACAUUAGAUCCUAAUUCGGAGCAGUUAAGAAAAAAAAAAUCCUCGAUACAAUCCGUUUCCAAUCAAUAUGGAAUUGACUGGAAAAAUUCAUUCCAAGAUGAAGGACUCAUUAUUUGCCCAUUUGUGUGGAAUGAAGGAGGAGAAGAAGUGUAUUUGGUGGCUAGUUUUAGUGCAGAACCUAGAAGGUUUAAGAUGUAUAAAAAUGGCAACAAAUUUUAUGUAAUUUUAGAGAUUCAAAGGGGAAUUUACCCCUACCGAUUUAUCAUCGAUGGCGUUGAUUGCUACGCUAGCGAUCAUCCAAAUUUCACGAUCAAAAAUGGAUUGGUGGUAAAUAUCAUAGACAUAAGGUAUUAUGUCCCUAUGGAAUACACGAUGCAUCAGGGUUGCCUAUGGGCCUCAGACCUUCCCUACUCCCAAAAGUUACCCAAGGAAACAUAUUUCAGUCUACAUCCGCCACCCAUACCCGACCUUUUCAAUUAUAGCCCAAUUGGUGAAAAUAUUGGCUGUAUAUCUAACGACAUACAUGUAUACGGCAAUAACCUGUGCCAAGACAACAAGGCAGCACAAUUAUUAGGCAGCAGAUACAGGUGUUAUGGGAUUAUUGUUAGGGAAAAGCAAGAAUGCGCAGGGGGUAUUAAACAUAGACAGUUAUAUACUGAAUAUUUGUAUGUAACAGUUGCACAAGAAUGCAAAACUAAAGAGAUUGAUGGAGAUGAAUAUGCAUCGCGGUGGAAAGAAAUGUUACUAAAGAGCACACGCAAUAGUGACUAA
Babesia microti strain RI is the source of this 909-nucleotide messenger RNA. RefSeq lists its product as hypothetical. Bases 1 to 909 code for a protein of 302 amino acids. The record is from RefSeq and is a predicted model, not a curated record. The transcript has 4 exons. NCBI's taxonomy places the organism in Eukaryota, Apicomplexa, Aconoidasida, Piroplasmida, Babesiidae.